This is a messenger RNA of Cucumis sativus (cucumber), 2672 nucleotides long. Its product is annotated as ATP-dependent (S)-NAD(P)H-hydrate dehydratase. The record is from RefSeq and is a predicted model, not a curated record. Gene Ontology annotation, biological process: metabolite repair. NCBI's taxonomy places the organism in Eukaryota, Viridiplantae, Streptophyta, Magnoliopsida, Cucurbitales, Cucurbitaceae. The coding region runs from base 1305 to 2381 and encodes 358 amino acids. Gene Ontology annotation, molecular function: ATP-dependent NAD(P)H-hydrate dehydratase activity. The transcript has 12 exons.
UAAAGCAAAUGUCACCAAUUAUAUUCAAUAAGGGCAAUCAAAACAAUUAGAGAAAAUAGAAACCGAGUCAACCGACCAAACCGAAAGGUCCAAUCAUUCGAAAUGACCGAGGAUAACUUUCCGACCGACCGACCCAUUUUUAAAAGAGUAAUGUGUACUUAAUUGUGGUUGAGACAUAGACACAACAACCGAAGCAGGAAAAAUGGAAAUAAAAAACUAUUGGUAUGGGAAGACAGUUAAUCUUGGAGAACCCUUCCUAGAAGAAAGCUAAAAUUUCUUCAAAACCAGCAAUGACCAUGGAGAACAUUUUCAAUAUCGUCAUUUGAUGAACCAUGUUAAUCUGAAUAUCAUGAACCAGAAGUAAAAGGUAAAAAAAAAGGUAAAUAGCACAGCCUCAAGAACAAUUUCCACUUUAAAUUAUGGCCAAGAUCAACAAAGACGCGGUUUAUGAUAUGCAAAGUUCUUGUAUGCAUAUAACUGAAACUAAAACUUAACAACAUCAAACUACGAUAAAGAAAGAGCAAACUUUCAAACUACAUUGUAAGUCAGAAAAUGGUCUACUUGACGUUCGUACCGAAUCUGAGAAUGGAAAUUUUCAGAGUUCAAACGACAGUGAGCACAUACCACGAGAAUCGAAGGAUUCCCUAAUCUAUAUGUAAUCUUCUUCAAUCAAUAGCAAUGCAUCCUUCUCCUGUUUCCCAAAAUCUCUUGAAACUGAGAAAUUUCAAGGUAAUCUCGAAAGCGUCAUUCUGAAUUACCUACAUUUAUACAUACCAAGGCAAAACAACGAAGAUUGAGCUUAACCGUCGAGGUUUGAAAUGGCAUCUUUUGGAAUUGUAGAGGGCUCAGGCUCGGGAUGUUGAAGAGAACUUUGAGCUUUCUCGAGGUAGGGCUUGAACACGAGCUGUAAGCUCAGGUAUCCGAAGGCCAAAGCUCCGAUCACCACCAAGCCAGACCUCGCCGCGUUCAACUUCGCCGUUUCCUUCAUCGGUUAUUUUCGUUCUCGCUGCCGUCCCUAGAAGACCGAGAUCAUUCCGUCGAGUGGAGUCUACGAUUUCACUUCACCGUACUUAAAAGGAGUGAGUAAACGACACGUCGAUAUUUCUACAACGAUCGGAACAAGCCUUCGACUACAUGUCGACCUAGCUGAGUCAAAACCUCUCUCUACGUGGAGUUGUUGACUUUUGCCACAUCACCUCCCUCGUGUUAUCACUCUUUUUCUCCUUCUUCUUCUUCGUUCGUUGAAAGGCGAAAAACUAAAAGAGUUAAUCGGUUAAUGUUUAUCGAUAAUCCAAAGUUAUUGAAUGUUGGCUUCCUCGGCUGUGUUUAGAAGGCAACAGUUUCUGUUACGGUCUCUUGGAGGGUUCGGUGAUUGUACCUAUCAGAAUAGACGGCUACAAAUCAAAGCCAUGAGUGGCACUUCGAUUGAGGCUGAUGCUGAUCUCAUUCUAAGAGCAAUUACACCUUGUCUUGAUCCCAAUAGAUACAAAGGCCAGGCGGGGAAGAUAGCUGUUAUUGGUGGAUGUCGUGAGUACACAGGUGCUCCCUACUUUGCAGCUAUAUCAGCUUUGAAAAUUGGUGCAGAUUUAUCUCAUGUUUUCUGCACAAAAGAUGCUGCUCCUGUCAUAAAGAGCUAUAGUCCAGAGUUAAUUGUGCAUCCUGUUCUUGAAGAAUCAUACAGUGUCAGGGAUGAGGAAAAGAAGUUCAUCGCAGAAAGGGUUCUUGCUGAGGUUGACAAGUGGCUGGAAAGAUUUGAUUGUCUUGUCAUUGGUCCAGGGCUUGGAAGGGACCCAUUUCUUCUGGAUUGUGUCAGUGAAAUCAUAAAGCAUGCAAGGCAGACAAAUAUACCAAUGGUCAUAGAUGGGGAUGGUCUCUUUCUUAUCACUGGCAAUCUUCACCUUGUAAGCAAUUACCCCCUGGCGGUCCUGACUCCCAAUGUAAAUGAAUAUAAACGUCUUGUGAGAAAUGUGCUGCUUGCUGAAGUCGAUGAACAAGAUGCUCCUAACCAAUUGCUGACUCUUGCCAAAAGGAUUGGUGGCCUGACUAUCCUCAGGAAAGGGAGGGCUGACCUCAUUAGUGACGGUGAGACAGUCAAGUCAGUGAGCAUUUAUGGAUCUCCCCGACGUUGUGGUGGGCAAGGUGAUAUUCUUUCAGGAAGUGUUGCAGUCUUCAUAUCUUGGGCCCAGCGACAAGGUUCAAUCACAGACGAUAAUUUGUCUAGCAGUCCAAAGAAUCCAACAGUGUUAGGGUGCAUUGCUGGAUCUGCUUUACUUAGAAGGGCUGCAUCACUUGCAUUUGAGAACAAGAAAAGAUCAACCCUUACUACUGAUAUCAUCGAGUUCUUGUGGAGAAGUCUAGAGGACAUUUCUCCAGCUCAGUAAUCAAAUCCACUGAUCUUGCAACUGUGCUGAAGAUACUCGUGAUUUGAUUGGUCAUGCAUGUACAAUGUUUGGCCAUACUACAAACUUGAUCAUCAGGUUCUAUUGUCUGUUAGGAUUAGAACUUUGGAACUAAUUAAAUGGAAAAUGUCUAAAGGAAUAGGUCGUGCCAUGUAGUAAGAACAGACAAAGGUAAGGGCAUCACCAUAGACAAAAUCUUCAAUAAUUUUGAGAUCCCUGUUCAAUCGUUUCAACAUUACAUGAUUUUAUGAGUUUGCAUUAUGUUGUGAUUCA